CGGCGCGGGACCCGCCCCCCGCGCUCGGCGGGUGCGUCGGCCGCCCCGGCGCGGCUGUUAUGGAAACCGGCCGGGCGCGCCGACGGCGAUAAUGGGGCGGCCAUGGCCCGGGCCGGCAGCUCCAGCCGCGACGCGGCCGCGGGGCGGCGGGCGGGGGGCGCGGGGCGGCCCGAGCCGUGGGAGCUGUCCCUGGAGGAGGUGCUGAAGGCGUACGAGCAGCCCAUCAACGAGGAGCAGGCGUGGGCCGUGUGCUUCCAGGGCUGCCGCGGGCUGCGGGGCGCGCCGGGCGGCGGGCGGCGCAUCCGGGACACGGCCGACAUCCUCCUGCGCCGCGACGGCUCGGUCAGCGCUCGGCGGGAGCCCGGGGCCGCGGAGUCCACAACGAUGGUGUUGUCACCGGCCAGCUCAGAAGCCCAGAUGGUGCAGUCACUCGGCUUUGCCAUUUACCGCGCGCUGGACUGGGGUCUGGACGACAGCGAGGAGCGCGAGCUGAGCCCACAGCUGGAGCGGCUCAUCGACCUCAUGGCCAACAACGACUGUGAGGACGGCGGCUGCGGGGCUGCGGACGAAGGCUACGGGGGCCCGGAGGAGGAAGAGGAGGCCGAGGGCGGCCCCCGGGCCGUGCGCACCUUCGCCCAGGCCAUGCGGCUGUGUGCGGCGCGCCUGACGGACCCCCAGGGCGCCCAGGCCCACUACCAGGCCGUGUGCCGGGCGCUGUUCGUGGAGACGCUGGAGCUGCGGGCCUUCCUCGCCAGGGUCCGGGAGGCCAAGGAGAUGCUGCAGAAGCUUCGGGAGGAUGAAACGCAGGCAGAAGAGCCGCUGGCGGAGCUCGACACCCUGGGACGCACGGACUGGGCCCGACUGUGGGUCCAGCUCAUGCGCGAGCUCCGCCACGGAGUGAAGCUCAGGAAGGUGCAGGAGCAAGAGUUCAACCCCCUGCCCACCGAGUUCCAGCUCACCCCCUUCGAGAUGCUGAUGCAGGACAUCCGCGCCAGGAACUACAAGCUGCGCAAGGUCAUGGUCGAUGGAGACAUCCCUCCCAGGGUGAAGAAGGAUGCCCACGAGCUCAUCUUGGACUUCAUCCGCUCCCGGCCUCCACUGAAACAGGUCUCGGAGAGAAGGCUUCGCCCCUUACCCCCGGAGCAGAGGAGCCUGCAUGAGAAGAUCCUGGAGGAGAUCAAGCAGGAGCGGAGGCUGCGCCCGGUGGGGGCUCGGCGCUGGUGUGGCCGGGGGUUUGGCUCUCUGCCCUGCAUCCUCGACGCGUGUUCUGGGGACGCCAAGUCCACCUCCUGCAUCGACCUGUCCGUCACGGAUGCCGGGAACAGCACCCUACGCCCACGGCCCCGGGUCCUGCUCAAGGCGCCCACCUUGGCUGAAAUGGAGGAGAUGAACACGUCUGAGGAGGAAGAGUCUCCGUGUGGGGAGGUGCCACUGAAGCGGGACCGCUCUUUCUCGGAGCAUGACCUGGUCCAGCUCCGGAGCGAAGUGUCCUCUGGCCUGCAGCCAGGCCCUCAGCCCCAAGGAGGGUCGGAACCGUCCCGGCCCCGCACGGGCAGCAUGCACGCCUGGAGGCCAAGCACCCAGGAGCAGGGUCCCGUCCCUUUGAGCACCCGGGCCCAGCCUGACCCCAGCUCUCUGCCACACAGUGACCUGGGCUCCGCAGAGGACCGGCCAGAGGCUUCUGCAGCCCCAGACGCCAAUCACCUGUGGCUGGAGUUCAGCCACCCCGUGGAGAGCCUUGCUCUGACCGUGGAGGAGGUGAUGGACGUGCGCCGGGUGCUGGUGAAGGCUGAGAUGGAGAAGUUCCUACAGAACAAGGAGCUCGUCAGCAGUCUAAGGAAGGGGAAGAUUUGCUGCUGUUGCCGAACCAAGUUCCCGCUGUUCUCCUGGCCGCCCACCUGUCUCUUUUGCAAGAGGGCUGUCUGCACUUCCUGUAGCAUAAAGAUGAAGAUGCCUUCUAAGAAGUUUGCACACAUUCCUGUCUACACGCUGGGCUUUGAGAGUCCUCGGAGGGUGUCAACUACCAAAACUACACCGACCCAGAGAAGAGAUGCCUUCCAGUCCCUGCAGGGGCCCCAGUGGCCGAGUGUGGAGGAGGCGUUCCCGCACAUCUACACCCACGGCUGUGUCCUCAAGGACGUCUGCAGCGACUGUACCAGCUUCGUGGCAGAUGUGGUGCGCUCCAGCCGCAAGAGCGUGGACGCUCUCAACACCACGCCCCGCCGCACCCGCCAGACCCAGUCCCUGUACAUUCCUAACACCUGGACGCUCAACUUCAAGUGAUGGCCCUCCGCCUCCCCAGGACACCUAGCCAGCGGCUUUUCGAGGCGGCCAGACCUCUGAGGAGGAGCCAGGCUAGUCCUGGACGUGGCCUAGAAACUCCCUAUCCUGAGGUGCAGCUGCCGGCCUGCCUCCUAAGUGUGCAUGUACAUAUAUACAUAUAUAGAUACAUUUAUAUGAUAUAUACACACAGCCUAUAUAUUUAUAUACAUCUGUCCUGGCCCUAGAGUUUAUUUGGGGUCAGGCUCACUCCAGGACCCUCCCUGGGGGAGGCUGUUUCCUUUUGGGAGUCGGGUGGGAUAGGGCACGGGAUGGGAGUGCGGUUUCUCACUUGGGAAGCAGGGCAGGCUGGAGAUACGACAGUGGAUUCCAGAUGAUGGGGCUCUGGGAAGACCCCCACCCCGUUUUUGUUCUUUUCUCCAUCCCAAGGAUGAGAACACAGCAGUGUCCCCUUCCUGGGUAGCUGUCCAGGUUGGGACAGGUCACUUGGUUCCCAGGCACACGGGAGCAUCCUGCUGGCCUCUGCCCUCUGGGCAGACACCUGGGCAGCAGAGGCCACUGGGGAAGACGGUGAUCUUCUCCUGGCGGGCGUCACACCCUUCCAGUUGGAAGGCCCAAGGCCUAGCUCACUCGUUCCCUGCCCAGCAUCCACGCUCCAGCCAGUACACCACCUGCCUGGUGUUGCCAUCCUCACUGACUCAGAGGUCCAGAGAUGGUGCUGGGUCCAGGGCCCUGGUGACGCCGGGGUCCUGGCACAGGGAGGAACUCUGUAAAUUUGUACACGUGGUCACUCCUGGCCUAAUAAAGGUGAUCUCGGAGUCUUC
This is a messenger RNA of Hyaena hyaena (striped hyena), 3104 nucleotides long. It is a transcript of the gene SPIRE2, whose product is annotated as spire type actin nucleation factor 2. Gene Ontology annotation, cellular component: cell cortex; cytoplasmic vesicle membrane. The transcript has 15 exons. Gene Ontology annotation, molecular function: actin binding. The record is from RefSeq and is a predicted model, not a curated record. The coding region runs from base 103 to 2283 and encodes 726 amino acids. Lineage: Eukaryota; Metazoa; Chordata; Mammalia; Carnivora; Hyaenidae. Gene Ontology annotation, biological process: polar body extrusion after meiotic divisions; Golgi vesicle transport; establishment of meiotic spindle localization.